AAUUAUUUGAAUUACUCAAUUAUACCGAAGUUCCCUCUAAAGUAUGACGUAUUAGGCAAGGAGUGAUUAUUUUGGUUUAGUAAUGUUUUGGCCCCAAACAGCUGACUAGUAGGUUAUUAAUAUGGUUUCCUUUGUAUCCUAUUUUCGACGUAGUUUCUUUACUAUCUACUGUUCUGGGAAAAUUUCACUUGCUAGUUAAUUACUAUGGGAACUUAAUUUUAUCUUAUAAAAGAAGUUAAUUUUUUCACAACAUAAAAUGGUUGAGCCCAUAUUUGAUUACCAAUUCCGUCUGAUAUUAAUUGGUGACAGUACAGUGGGAAAAAGUUCAUUGUUGAAAUACUUCACUGAUGGAAAAUUUGCUGAGGUGUCAGAUCCAACUGUGGGAGUUGAUUUUUUCGCUAGACUAAUAGAAGUUAAAAACGGUACUAGAAUAAAACUUCAACUUUGGGAUACUGCAGGACAAGAAAGGUUUAGGUCAAUUACAAAAUCAUAUUAUAGAAAUUCGGUCGGUGCUCUCCUGGUUUAUGAUGUUACAAAUCGAGCAAGUUUUGAGAAUAUUCCUCACUGGAUGACCGAAGCUAAACGUCAUAUUGAACCUCACUCUCCGGUCUUUGCCUUAGUUGGUUGCAAAGUUGAUUUAGUCAAAUCAGGAGUACCCCGUGAAGUAUCUCUUGAAAGUGCUACAGAAUUUGCACAGCGCCAUGGAAUUUUCCAUAUAGAAACAUCAGCCCGAACUGGACAUAAUGUCGAAGCUGCUUUUACUGCAGUGACACAAGAAGUAUACAAUAGAAUCCUUUCAGGGGAAUACAAAGUUGAAGAUGGUUGGGAUGGGAUUAAGGCAGGAUUUGUCCGACCCAGUGGUAUGGAUUUCAAUUUGGUUGAAGCUGAACCUGCCAAGUCUACAUGUUGUUAAGUAUCUUUAGUUUUAUUAUAAUUAUAAUCGGAUCAGACAUAAGUUGUACUAUUAGUAGAACAAAUAGUUAUGAGAUCAGAUGUCUCUUAAUUAAUGUUUAAUAGUCACCAAUUGGAGCUAAGUAUCUUAGAAUGUGUGAAUUUUCAGGAUUGCAUAUUUUAAAUAUGCCUAGAUAUUGCUCUCAGGAAAAUAUAGUAAUAAAAUAUAUGUUUUGGUAUUUACCAGAGCAUAUUGGAUUAAACAGAUAAUAUUAUCUAGUUUUGUGUAGAUAUCCUGGAAAUCAAAACGAGUUAUGAAAAUACUGAGUUAGUUUCUUCUUUCCAAUUUUGGUUAUUUGAUAUGAUUACUCCUGAUCUCCUAUCUAUUUUUCAUUUCAGUAAUUGGAAAACGUGAGACACUAAUGUAUAGAUUUAUUAAUAUUAGUUUCUUAUUAUUUAAUUUGUAAUCUCAACUAACGUUUUGUUUAAUCUGAGUUGCUAAUUUACUCAGGAAUACAAUUAAUUGUGAUAUUGGUAGUUUCAAAAUGUUAGAACUGUUUUGUAAGCUGGUUAAAUGUAUGUGUAAUCUUGUGAAUUAAUGUUCAAUCCAUGAAUACAUGGAUCAAACCAUUGGGUUCAAAUCAUGAAAAAAUUUGCUAGCUGUCAACCAAAAAUAAAUAAUUAACUGGUCUAUUUCACCCAAUUUAAUGUAAGUUUUAUUAAGCAAGAACCUCUUGAAUUAAAUCUAAUAUUUUUAUUUUAUUUAAUCUAGUUUUUUUUUUUAA
Nezara viridula (southern green stink bug) is the source of this 1676-nucleotide messenger RNA. Lineage: Eukaryota; Metazoa; Arthropoda; Insecta; Hemiptera; Pentatomidae. The record is from the annotation of a GenBank genome assembly.